Myiozetetes cayanensis is the source of this 3420-nucleotide messenger RNA. It is a transcript of the gene MSANTD2, whose product is annotated as Myb/SANT DNA binding domain containing 2. The record is from RefSeq and is a predicted model, not a curated record. NCBI's taxonomy places the organism in Eukaryota, Metazoa, Chordata, Aves, Passeriformes, Tyrannidae. The transcript has 5 exons. Bases 948 to 2132 code for a protein of 394 amino acids.
CUUGCUGCUAAAUUAUUUUCAUAGUAAAAUAAGCCAGUUUGCAGCCUGACUGAAAUAAUUAAUUACUACUGGGCUACAACCCAGUGUGAGAUCCUCCAUAGCCCCACUGGUGUUUGAAGCACAGGCUGAAAAUAGAGUGUGAAAAUAGAGUGGCUGUGGGUGUCGAGUGUUCCCAGAGGGCUUGGCCAGGAGUAGGGAUGUUUUGGUGACAGUCUGUGUCGCUUAAAGGCUGCUAAUAAAUGCAGCUAGAGGCUCUAAAUCUGUGUUUAACUCUGGUGGAUAAACCAGGGCAGAUGCAAGAACUGGGAUUUGGGAAAUAUAUUUUUAAGAAAAUCUGACUUGGGGUGGAUUUUAGAAAGAGGCUGUGAGUAAAACAAGAGUUUACUCUUCUCUGUCGGGCAGUUUGAGAUACCACUUGGUGAGAUUUGAGCUGAAAGGAGAGAAAUUGGAGUGAGGAAACUGAAUUUUAACAAGCAAGUGUAGCUGUACCCCCCGCUGAGGGAACCCACUUUGCACCUGGUGGGUGCUGACAGGUUUCAAGGCCAGGUUUUUGUUCCAAGUUGCUGUAGCCAGUUGUUUUCCCCCCAGCUCACAGACAGAAGCUUAAAAUGUGCUGGUGUCCAUCCAAAGAAGAUCUGUCUGUUUAUCCUGAGGCAGCAAAGGUAAAAUUGUGAAGGGUUCCACCUUAAACCACCAUAAACCACUGGUGCCUGUUGCUGCCUGUGUAUUUAUAUGGGUCGUUUUUUAUUUUGUGUUAAUUUUGUGUGUUUUUGUUUAAAACAGCAGGGUAAUACUGACUUGCUGCUUAGCAGUUUUGCUUCUGCUCCCAGGGCUCUGAAUCUCAGGAGGAAACUGGUUAGAAAUGUACCCCUUUCCUGCUGAUGCUGUUAAACCAGCAUAUGAGGAGCAUUAGCAGCUUCACAAGAGACAGAGUGAGUUAGUAAGGAAUGCAAAAAUGUACCCUCCGCAGGUGCUACAGCCGCGUGAAGGAGCACGGCGUCGGGAAGAGGAAAAGCAGCUACACGUUUGAGCAGCUGGAGCAGGUGUUUGGGCAGGGAGGAUGGGACUCCCAGCCCUGCCAGCCCGUCCUCAUCAACAGCAGCGGCUUGUACCAGGAGCUGGAGUCAGAUGGCAGCACGAUGGAGGAGUAUUCCCAGGAGGACUGGGGAAACCACAGUCAGGACCUUCACUGCUACCAGACCGGAGAGCAGGAAUUGGAUGAAAUGCCUACCACAAAAAGAACACUAAAGAUAAAACAGGAGUCUUCAGAAGACACGCAGAAGCGUGACGUCAUGCAGAACAUUAUGCAAAUCUUGGAGUCGGUCCAGUUGAAGUGGGAGCUGUUUCAGAGCUGGACAGACUUCUCCAGGCUCCAUCUUUCUAACAAACUGGCCAUUUUUGGCAUCGGGUACAACACCCGCUGGAAGGAGGAUAUCCGUUACCACUACGCAGAGAUCAGCUCCCAGGUCCCCCUCGGCAAGCGGCUCCGGGAAUAUUUCAACUCGGAAAAACCGGAGGGUCGGGUGAUCAUGACCCGAGUGCAGAAAAUGAACUGGAAAAACGUUUACUACAAAUUCCUGGAGAUCACCAUCAGUGAAGCCAGAUGCUUGGAGCUGCACAUGGAGAUCGACUGGAUUCCCAUCGCUCACUCCAAACCCACCGGGGGGAACGUGGUGCAGUAUUUGUUGCCAGGAGGGAUCCCCAAGAGCCCUGGCCUGUACGCCAUCGGAUACGAGGAGUGCCACGAGAAACCCCCCUCCCCGCUGGCCGAGCACCGGGCGCCCGACCCCGGCAAUGAGACUCCAGGGGAACUGGAGGUCCCCUCUCCACAAGCCUCCCUCCGGGUGGAUAUGGAGUCUGCCCGGAUUAUCUAUUGUUACCUUGGCAUCGCUGAGGUCCGGACUCUGCAGCAGUGCCUGUUUUUACACUUCCAGGCAAACACCAAAACCUUCAGCAAAGAUUGGGUCGGGAUCAACGCCUUUUUAUCUCAGAACUGCGUCGUAGAGCCCGGCGUCUCGCCCAAAUCCAUCUACAUCAAAUUUGUGGAAGUGGAGAGGGAUUUUCUGUCUGCCGGCUCUUUGGUAGAGUGCCUGGAAAAAGCCAUCGGGUACCCCUUAAAAUUUAACAACUGAGUCUCGUCCUUCAUAAGGAUCAGGGCUUUUCCGCCCCAUUUUCCAUCUCACUCGGAUCCUGUCCGUUCACAGCCGGCGCGUCAGACUUUCCCGCGUGUUGGGAUGCGCGGAGGCUCAGGCGGCGCUUCCCACGCGCCGGGCCCGGCUCUCUCCGCGCCCGCCGUUUCCCGCUGGAGCGGCGUGGUGAGGGGGAGCCCCCGGCCCGUGAGACGAUGGUCGGUACAUUCCACACGGGACGAGCUCGUGCACGUGGCGUUUUCAUACGGAAACUGGGGGUUUGGGCUUUCCUUUAUUCCACGGUGUCUCAUUCGGACGCAUCCGUCUCUAAGUGUUAUUCUGGAUCUGAAUCAAUAAGCAAUAGAUAACGGCGAGGGAACCCCCGACGGCCCGGGGACUGUUUUUCAAAGCCACCCUUAGAUAUCUUGUAUAUACUUUAGAACUUCACUUUUUUCACCAUUGAGUGUUCUCCUCUCUCCGAACAGUGUUGCCUGCAAAGACUUUGGUUUCUGUGAUGUAUUUCACUUCCUCAGUAGCGUUGCCAUAUCUACUUUUAUUUUAUUUUAUUUUUUUAACAUUAAAAUAAUUCCUGGCCUUUUUAUUUUUCUCUGUAUCUUUUUCUCUUUUAUUUUUCUCUUUAUUUUCCUCCUUAUUUUUCUCUUUUUUUAUCACUGUCUUCUUAUUUAAUCCUGUUUUUUCUCAUUAUUUUUCUUUCUCUAUUCAUCUUUUUUCUUUUCUCUUUAUCUUCUUUCCUUUUUUCUUUUUUAUCUGCUUUCCUUUCCUCUUUUUUACCUUCUUUCCUUUUUACUUUUUUAACUUUUUUAAUCUUUUUUCCUUUUUUAUCUUCUUUUCUUUUUUCCUUUUUUAAAUUUUUUUUAAAUUUCUUUUUCAUUUUGGUGUUUUCUUUUUCUUUUGGUUCUUUUAAUUUUGGGGGUUUUUAUUAUUUUUAUUUUCUCUUUUUUUUUAAUUCUUUUUUUCUUUCUUCUUGUCUUUCUUUUUUCUUUUUUUCUUUUUUUCUAUCUUUUUUCCUUUCCAUUUUUCUUUCUCUUUUUCUUUCCUUUUUUCUUUCUCUUUUUCUUUCUUUUUUCCUUUCCUUUUUUUCUUUCUCCUUUUUUUUUUCCUUUCUUUUUUUCUUUCUUUUUCUCCUUUUGGCUCCCCUUUUUUUUUUUCCCUUACGGGUUUCCAUAACUCUCUGUGAGAAUAACCUGGCAGCUGGGAAAACAUGAUGGUUAUUUUUAUUACUUGUUUUAUUGUUGACCCAUUGCUUAUGGAUACAAUCAAAGCUGUGAGA